CAAACGCGUUUGGUAAAGGGACUCGCCGCUCAUUAACGAUUUGCAAGUGCCGCGUUGAAACGGGUCGCACAUUUUUGAUAUAACGCUCGCGAUUUUCUAAACGUUUGUAUCUUUCUGUAUUAACGCACGUCCAAUGCAAUACAUACGCCUCUAAUAUCAGCGGCGGCUCGGCGAAACAGAUUCUCACACAAAAUAAUAACGUGGCUUCAAUUGAAUUCUGCCAUGAUCACCAUCAUCACCAUCAUCAUCACCACCGCCACCAUCAUACUCAUCAUCAUACCGGGGGCGAUGACCCUCGAUUCAGACAACAGCAGCAGCAGCACGCUCUCCGCGGAGGAGAAAUCACGUCUACGGGAGCAGGUGUUGGAGAUGUUUGACCACGCAUACGGGAGCUACAUGACUCGGGCAUUCCCGGAUGACGAGCUCAUGCCGCUCAGCUGCCGGGGUCGCGACCGCGAGCGCGAGCCGAGCCGCGGUGACGCCGACGACGCACUCGGCCGAUUCUCUCUGACUCUCAUCGACUCCCUGGACACGCUGGUGGUGCUGGAUCGACUGGAGGAGUUCGACAGAGCCGUGCGCAAGGUGCUCAGCACCGUGCGUCUGGACAGCGACAUCGUCGUGUCCGUCUUCGAGGCGAACAUACGGGCGCUGGGGGGCCUCCUGGGAGGUCACGUGAUGGCGGCCAUGUUGCGCGAGAAGGGGGGCGGCCACAUGGCGUGGUACCGCGACGAGCUGCUGCUCAUGGCCUCCGAGCUAGGCCGGAGGCUCCUGCCGGCAUUCAACACGAGUAGCGGCCUCCCCCACCCUCGGGUGAACCUCGCCCACGGCGUCGCCGGCGGGGAGAGCGGCGCCGGUGCGGAGGAGGCGACCUGCACGGCGUGCGCCGGCUCCUUCAUCCUGGAGUUCGCGGCGCUCAGCCGCCUCACCGGGGAGCCCGAGUUCGAGGAGCGAGCGCGCCGUGCGCUGGACUUUCUGUGGGAGCGGCGGGAGAGGAGCAGCGACCUCGUGGGCACCGUCAUCAACAUCCACACGGGGGAGUGGGUUCGACGCGACAGCGGCGUGGGCGCCGGGAUCGACUCGUACUACGAGUACCUGCUCAAGGCCUACGUCCUGCUGGGAGACGAGGAGCUCCUUCUCCGCUUCAACGCCCACUACGCGUCCAUCAUGCGCUGGGUGAGCCAGCCGCCGCUGCUGCUCGACGUCCACAUGCACGAGCCGGAAGUGGCGGCGCGCGGCUGGAUGGACGCCCUGCUCGCAUUCUUCCCAGGCCUGCAGGUCCUCAAGGGCGACCUCCGGCCGGCCAUCGAGACCCACGAGAUGCUGUACCAGCUGACCCAGCGACAUCACUUCCUCCCAGAGGCCUUCACGACGGAGCUGCACGUGCACUGGCCUCAGCACCCUCUCCGGCCCGAGUUUGCCGAGAGCACCUACUUCCUGUACAAGGCGACGGGAGACCCGCACUACCUGGAGGUCGGCCGCUCCAUCGUGGACAACCUCAACGCCCACGCACGCGUGCCGUGCGGGUUCGCCGGCGUGCGGGACGUCCGCACGGGGACGCACGAGGACAGGAUGGAUUCCUACUUCCUGGCGGAGACUUUCAAGUACCUGUACCUGCUCUUCACGGACGACGCCGACGUGCCCUUUGACCUGGGAGCGUUCGUCUUCACCACGGAGGCGCACCUGCUGCCCCUCGGCCUGCCGCCACUGCGGGGGGGGCACGGGCGGGGUCGUUGGGGUCACGGAGGGCACGCAAAAGGGCCACGGGGUCAAAGGGCGGCGGGAAAUGAUACAGAGGCCACGUGGCACGGAGGGGACCCUGCGUGGACGUGCCCCAACGUGCGGGAGACGCUCCCCGGCGGUGCCGACUUUGCCGGCGCCAUCCGCCGCUCCUACAGGAACCUGCACGGCGGCGGGGGGCGGGAAGCAGCGCCCCCCGCGGACGGUCACUCCUCUCCGCCGGCGGCGAUGGCGGAGGGUCCGGGGCCGCCGAGCGCCGCGGGGUUCGACCCGGGCAGCGAGCAGCAGCUGGAGGCCCUGCGGAGGAUGGGCAUCGCGCUGGAGGGGCUGCCCGACGGGCGCAUGCAGCUCCACCACAACGAGCGGCGCGUACGGCGCUCUGGCGCGGCCACGCCGCACCGCACCGCAGACACGGCGAGACGCGGCGAGACGCGGCGAGACGCGGCGAGACACAGGGAGACGCAGGGAGACGCCGAGAACGGGCGCCUGGCGGAGGACGGAGCGCGGUUCAUGCGGGACAUGGCGGAGCACCGGCGGUUCACGCCGGCGCGCGCCGUGCAGCUCGUGUCGCCCCCGUUCCUGGGCCGCGUGGUGCUGUCCGCGGCGCCGGCGCAGUUCGGCCUGGACCUGGCCAAGGAGCAGCACGGGGUGAAGGGCUUGCUGGCGCUGAGCGACCCCCCGCUGGCGUGCUCGCCGCUGUCCAACGGCGCCGCGGUGGCGGCCCGCGUGGUGCUCGUGCGCCGGGGGGAGUGCACCUUCGCCGAGAAGGCGCGCAACCUGCGGCACGCCGGCGCCCGCGGGGGCAUCGUCAUCGACGACACGGCAGGCAGCAGCAGCGACACGGCGGCGCCGUUCCAGAUGGCGGCGGACGGCGCCGGCGUGGAGGAGUUGUCGGCGUUGCCGCUGGUGUUCGUGUUCCAGCGUGAGGGCGCCGUGCUGACGCGCGCGCUCGCCGCCGCUCGCAACGUCGAGGUGCUGCUCACCGUGCGAGCUCGCGCACUCGCCGACCUCAGGGAAGACUUCCUCGACGAGGAGGAGGAGGAGGACGAGGGAGACGGUCAGAGUGAGCGGGAGGAGGAAGAGGAGGAAGAAACGAAGCCACAGCAUCACUAGAAGCUUCGUCGUGCCGAUAACGGAAACAAAAUCAAAAGUGACGUCCUGUUACAAUGGGUAUCGGUGCUCUCAUCUCCUGUUUACAGCCAGUGGUGGAAACUCCACGUUCCACGUGCGGAGGAAAUUCCACGUGUGGUGGAAACUCCACGUUGCACGUGCAGUGGAAACUCCACGUGUGGUGGAAACUCCACGUUCCACGUGCGGUGGAAACUCCACGUUGCACGUGUGAUGGAAACUCCACGUUCCACGUGCGGUGGAAACUCCAUGUUGCACGUGUGAUGGAAACUCCACGUGUGGUGGAAACUCCACGUUCCACGUGCGGUGGAAACUCCACGUUGCACGUGUGAUGGAAACUCCACGUUCCACGUGCGGUGGAAACUCCACGUUGCACGUGUGAUGGAAACUCCACGUUCCACGUGCGGUGGAAACUCCAUGUUGCACGUGUGAUGGAAACUCCACGUGUGGUGGAAACUCCACGUUCCACGUGCUGUGGAAACUCCACGUUGCACGUGCGGUGGAAACUCCACGUUCCACGUGCGGUGGAAACUCCAUGUUGCACGUGUGAUGGAAACUCCACGUGCGGUGGAAACUCCACGUCCCACGUGCGGUGGAAACUCCACGUCCCACGUGCGGUGGAAACUCCACGUUCCACGUGGGGUGGAAACUCCACGUUCCACGUGCGGUGGAAACUCCACGUCCCACGUGCGGUGGAAACUCCACGUCCCACGUGCGGUGGAAACUCCACGUCCCACGUGCGGUGGAAACUCCACGUUGCACGUGCGGUGGAAACUCCACGUUCCACGUGCGGUGGAAAUUCCACGUUGCACGUGCGGUGUAAACUCCACGUUCCACGUGCGGAGGAAACUCCACGUUGCACGUGUGGUGUAAACUCCACGUUCCACGUGCGGUGGAAACGCCACGUUCCACGUGCGACGGAAACUCCACGUUCCACGUGCGGUGGAAACUCCACGUUGCACGCGCGGUGGAAAUUCCACGUGUGGUGGAAGUUUCCACGUGCGGCGGAAACUCCACGUUCCACGUGUGGCGGUGAACGAGCCUCCCCAUAAAACGGCUGCUGACUUCCCCGCCAAGUGGCACAGGGACUCCUCGACUUACGGACUUGUAGAGAUACGAACAAACACCGUCCCGUACCUCCAGUCGUUAGUUCAACCGCCGCGCAAUAGAUGGUGGCGGUGGUGGUGGCAUUUGCAUUUUCAGGCGAUUGUACAACUUUUAAAGCCACUCCCCGUGCUUAUUGUGCACGCCGUACGACACGUUUUGAAAUCGACGGGAGCAAAGUUGGACCUGCGAACAAAUCGACUUACGAACAGACCUCUGUAAUCCAUACUGUUUGGUUAUUUCUAUCCACGUGACUUUACCGAAAGAGCCAAAGAGUAUGGAUUCCUGCAGUCACGAAAGCUUCAAAUCUAGAUUGAGACCUCUGGAACAUAAUUCGUUCGUACGCAGAGGAGUCCCUGUCCCCAUUCUGGCAACACCGCAGGGAGGCAUGUGAUCUAAGCCUUCUUGGUUCUUUCGGUAAAGUCACGUAGAAGGGAAAUAAUAAAAUAAUAAAAAUAAAACAAAAUAAUUCUCACGACGUUUCGGCCACAACGUAAGCAGCCCUCCUCAGGUGAAGAACAUGUCUGUCGGAAAAACUGCUUGGUGGUGUUCAUUCAGACGCUGUCUUUCCGACAGACCUGUUCUUCACCUGAGGACGGCUGCUUGCGUUGUGGCCGAAACGUCGUGAGAAUUAUUUUAUUAUGUUUUAUUUUUAUUAUUUUAUUACUUCCCUUCUACGUGACUUUACCGAAAGAACCAAGAAGAUGAAUCCCUGCAGUCACGAAAGCUUUAAAUCGAAAUUUAUGAUCUAAGCCGUUGCGAUUGCGAGCUGCUCACUCUACCGCUCCUCCGAUUAGCACGGUGGGCUGCGUGCGGUGUGCGAAAGUGGUUCAACGCACACACGCGCACGCACAACUAGAGGCCCCGCUGACUGAGCACGUGUCUGUGUCACAACAUGCUGGACACAAAUAGCAGAGAGCAGUGUGUUUCACACGGAGGCUUUCGCGACAAAUAUCAUCCAUAAGAGGUUUUUUUCUGCGUUAGAUCGCGUGAAAAUAUAAAUGUGUCGUUAAACCCGCCACCACCCGACACAGCCAACCAGUAAGGCAUGUCACGUGAACAGAACGUGGCAAUUCGUCACUAGUACAGCAACACCGGUGUGUAGUGUAGUUUAUAGUGUAGUGUAUAGUGUAGUGUAGUGUAUAGUGCAGUGUGUAGUGUAUAGUGUAGUGUAUAGUGUAGUGUAUAGUGUAGUAUACUAGUUCAGCACUAGUGUAUAGUGUAGUGUAUAGUGUAGUGUGUAGUGUAGUGUAUAGUGUAGUGUAUAGUGUAGUAUACUAGUACAGCACUAGUGUAUAGUGUAGUGUAUAGUGUAGUGUAUAGUGUAGUAUACUAGUUCAGCACUAGUGUAUAGUGUAGUGUAUAGUGUAGUGUAUAAUGUAGUGUAUAGUGUAGUAUACUAGUACAGCACUAGUGUAUAGUGUAGUAUACUAGUACAGCACUAGUGUAUAGUAUAGUGUGGUGUAUAGUGUAGUGUAUAGUAUAGUACACUAGUACAGCACACUGGUGUGUUGGAGAGCCAAGCCACAACAUUUACAAUCUGAGCACGACGUUUCGCCAGUAAUUACAACCAGCUUCAUCAGGUGACAGCCAGAUGUGUGGAGAAGUCCACUUGUUUCGUUCCUUAUAUAGAAACGCAGGGAGUCGUGGUACUGACGGCAAGUCCUCGUUUUAACGCGGUAGUUACAGUAGAACCUCUCUUAACGAUCACCCCUUGUUAACUAAUCGCUUAACGGCAGGCCUCCAUAGAGCCCAAUAUGUAGUGUAUAGUGUACUGUAUAGUAGUGUAGUGCCUCCAUAGAGCCCAACGUGUUUGCUUACCGACCAAUUCAGUAAAUAUGAAUUGAUUAACCGCGUUUCUUUUAAUAUUAUGUUCAUAAUGUUGCUAGCGUCGUGAUGUAUUAAUAUCCAUUGCUUAAAUAUUACAAAGUACUUUUUUUGGGGUGGAAAAAAAACGAACUUUCAACGUGCAUUCCCUAUACUCGCUUAACGACCAAAUCCUAAUCUCGAUGCGUUCUUUAAAAGUUUCUGCGUUAAGCGAAAACGAUUUCCCCACGAACAUUUAUUAUAACGACGAUGAAGACCGGGGGAGACACCACGUGCCACCACCACCACGACCACAAUGCAUCACUCCGCUCAGCCGCGCAGCUCAAGGAAGUAUGAUAAUUGUUUUUUUACCCUUCUAUCUGGCAACAAAACUGACACCUUUUUUACAAGGAGUCAUGUUUACAUAGACCACAAUACCUGCAGUCAUAAUGCUUACCCCGAGCUCUGAUACUCUGAUGGUGCAUUGUCUUUGAGUGGUGCGCCUUUUGGCGUCAUCUGGUCCAACCCAUAUGAGACUAGGCUCUAAGGAAAGCUGUCUCGGGUGUGGACCAAUCAACUUCAAGGACAGUGCAUACAUUAUCAGAGUUAUGUUUUUUGUUUGCAUUAUGACUGCAGGUAUUGUGGUCUAUGCAAACAUGACUCCUUGUAAAAAAAGGUGUCAGCUUUGUUGCCAGAUAAAAGGGUAAAAAAACAAUUAUCAUAUUUUUUACUGGCAAAUGAGGUUCCAAUGGUCUCAAGGAAGUAGUUCGUCGGCGACAAUCGUGUCCCCCAAGGGGGAGAAACACGCGUUAAGCGAGGACUUGCCGUGCUCUUGUCAGUGUCACGUGACCGGGUCUGGACUCGGGGAAGUUCAGGGGGGGU
This is a messenger RNA of Lethenteron reissneri (Far Eastern brook lamprey), 6657 nucleotides long. Its product is annotated as ER degradation-enhancing alpha-mannosidase-like protein 3. Gene Ontology annotation, biological process: mannose trimming involved in glycoprotein ERAD pathway; carbohydrate metabolic process; endoplasmic reticulum mannose trimming. Lineage: Eukaryota; Metazoa; Chordata; Hyperoartia; Petromyzontiformes; Petromyzontidae. Gene Ontology annotation, cellular component: membrane; endoplasmic reticulum. Gene Ontology annotation, molecular function: calcium ion binding; mannosyl-oligosaccharide 1,2-alpha-mannosidase activity. The record is from RefSeq and is a predicted model, not a curated record.